AUGGGCUAUGUUGUAAAGGGGCAAGAAAACAAAGUCUUGAAAUUGAAGAAGGCUUUAUAUGGCUUGAAGCAAGCACCAAGGGCGUGGAAUAAGCGGAUUGACAAAUAUUUUCAAGACAAUAAUUUUUUGAAAUGCCCAUAUGAACAUGCUCUUUACUCCAAAGUAAGGGAGAAUGGAGAUGUAUUUUUUGUUUACUUGUAUGUGGAUGAUUUAAUCUUCACAGGUAGCAAUCCAAAAAUGUUUGAAGAUUUCAAGAAGGUUAUGACUCGAAAGUUCGAGAUGACAGAUAUUGGCAUCAUGGCUUAUUAUCUUGGCAUUGAGGUCAAGCAAAUGAAGGAUGGAAUUUUCAUUCACCAAGAAGGCUAUGCUAAGGAAAUUCUCAAGAAAUUCAAGAUGGAAGAUUGUAAAUUGGUGAACACGCCCAUGGAAGUUGGAAUUAAAUUGUCAAGAGAUGAAGAUGGAGAAACGGUGGAUCCAACAUUUUUCAAAAGUCUUGUUGGAAGCUUGAGAUACUUAACAUGCACAAGGCCGGACAUAUUAUUUGCGGUUGGGCUUGUUAGUCGGUUUAUGGAAAGACCCACCAUAACUCAUUUCAAGGCGGCUAAAAGUAUUCUUCGUUACAUCAAAAGUACCCUUGAUUUUGGGUUAUUCUAUUCAUUUACUAAUGAUUUCAAGCUUGUGGGUUAUUCUGAUAGUGAUUGGGCUGGAGAUUUGGAUGAUAGAAAAAGUACUUCUGGCUAUUGUUUUUUCAUGGGAAAUGUUGCUUUUACAUGGUGCUCAAAGAAGCAACCCAUUGUCACCCUCUCAACUUGUGAAGCAGAAUAUGUUACAGCCACUUCAUGUGUUUGUCAAGCAAUUUGGUUGAAGAAUUUGUUGAAGGAAUUACACAUGUUACAAGAAGAGUCAAUGGAGAUUUUUGUGGACAACAAAUCAAUAAUUGCUUUGGCCAAGAAUCUGGUGUUUCAUGAACGAAGCAAGCAUAUUGAUACAAGAUUUCAUUUUAUUAGAGAAUGCAUAACCAAGAAGGAGGUGGAGCUCAAGUUCAUUAAGUCACAAGAUCAAGUUGCGGAUAUUUUCACCAAGCCCCUCAAGUUUGUCAAGCGACAUGCAAAAUAUGAUGCUGGUUAUAACUGUGCUUAUUCCAACCGCCUCCUGGUGGAUUCCGACAAGAAGACAACAAUCUUGUAA
This is a messenger RNA of Cornus florida, 1188 nucleotides long. RefSeq lists its product as uncharacterized. Bases 1 to 1188 code for a protein of 395 amino acids. The record is from RefSeq and is a predicted model, not a curated record. NCBI's taxonomy places the organism in Eukaryota, Viridiplantae, Streptophyta, Magnoliopsida, Cornales, Cornaceae. The transcript has 2 exons.